Guillardia theta CCMP2712 is the source of this 8121-nucleotide messenger RNA. RefSeq lists its product as hypothetical. The transcript has 3 exons. The annotation marks the transcript as partial. Gene Ontology annotation, molecular function: protein binding. The record is from RefSeq and is a predicted model, not a curated record. NCBI's taxonomy places the organism in Eukaryota, Cryptophyceae, Pyrenomonadales, Geminigeraceae.
AUGAGUCAAGGCGAUCGAGCUCAUCGCAAGGGAGUUUCUACUUCGCUUGCAUCAUCAAAUGCGCACUUGAGAGCGCUUCAUGUCGACCUCCAGCGAUCUGUGGGAUCUGCGGACAGCAAGUACUCGCUCCGCGACAACUCCAUGAUAUCUGAGGAUGACGGAGAGCGGCGCGGAGACGAUCUUCCUAGCGUCAUGUACGGCGGCAGAAAGUUUGCCACCCUCGACGGCACAUACUACAUGUCGGAGAGGACCAGCACCAACGAAGACUGCCAGACACAAGCCUUGCGGCUGCCGAAGGGCUGGGCCAUCGCUCCGGAUGACUGGCGGUCGAGAGAAGUCAUCAGUCAGUACACUUGGGGAACCGAUUACAUGUUGGUCGAAAGCGGCUCAUACUAUCGCACAACAUGCUGGUAUUGCUCCAAUGGAGGCUCCUCUCUACGCAGCAGCGACGGCUUGUACUGGCCGGCGUCUUGCAACAUGCGGAUACUGAUCGUGUACGUGGGAUGCCCGCAAGGUCAGACCCCAGACUUCUGCUCCACGAGGUAUCGAGACUCCGCGACUGCAGACCCAGCGCCUGCGCACUUCCAAGGCCCUCCGAAUGCGACGAUCCUCAACACAUCCUACCUCAAGUCAGACCUGGCGGUAGGAAGAAAUUGGUCCUACAUCCUCUCGCCAAGCUCUGUCGAUGACGGGAGCUGGAGAGUGCCGGACCUUGGGUUUCCCUUCUGCGUUGGAGGGAACAACGUGCAAUCAUCGGUGUACAUAUCGUCCAACAGCUACUUGACCUUCGGACAAGCCUGGUCGACCUACACCUCCCUGUCAGCCAGCAAUCCUUACGUCCCGACUCUGUUUGUCGGAGCUGGAGACACUUCAGCCCAGCUGAUCGUCGGGACCCCCACCAGGGAGGGAGACAUGCGGGGGUACGUGGUGAGGUUCGAGGGGACCUCGUCUACCUCGGGGCUCCCGGGGCAUCCGAACCUCAUCUUCGAGGUGACUUUCUUUGCCAACAACACCUUGCGGGUCGCGAUCGGCAUGCAGAACACCUACUUCUCGACCAUGUACAUGAUGAGCGACGGCAGGGGGUCAACUUUGACGUCUUUCUCCAUGCCCGACCGUGAGGCUCGUCUGCUUGUCUCUGGUGUGCCGUCGCCGUAUGUGAUGCUUGACUUGCCGUGCGUGCUGUGCAACAACUCCAUCCCUCCCAACGCCAUCUACUCCUCCGACUUCUCUACGGCAUCGCAGUCGUGCAAUUGGAUAUGCCAACCCGGGUUCUACCUCAAAGGCGAGAGCUGCGCUGAGUGCGAAGGGAAGCCCAGCAACGCCAGCUACUCCGACGAGCUCUGCGGGUGGACGUGCGACGUUGGCUUCUACAAGUCAGGGAGCGUGUGCAUGCCCUGCACCAAGAGGCCGGCCAACGCUGUGUUUGUGUCGGCAGGGCGCGGGGAGGGGUCGGACUCCUGUGCCUGGCAGGAGGUAGUGGAAGAGGAGGGGUACGUGUUCUCGACUCUUGGCGGGUACGGUCCUACGUCGCAGUACUCCAUGUGGGGCUGUGUGUCGGAAUGGCAGGAGUACCUGCCGCUGCCUGCGGGCUGGUCGAUCGCUCCGGACAACGAGAUCAGCAUCAACGUCACCGCCAAGUACGACUGGGGAGCUCUUCGGCUUGUGCUGGACAGCAGCUCGAGCUACUUCACCAACAGCGUCAUGUCAGGAGAUAACUGGUAUUAUUGGUAUUGGUACUACUGGCAAUACCCGGGCUCGUACUACAGUAGCGGCUAUCUCUCGACGUAUGACAGAGUUUACUAUCGCUCGUCAGAUUGCGAAGCUCGAGUUCUGCUCCUCGCUCCCGUAUGCGCAUCGGGCUACAUGGCCGUCGCUCCUGCAGCCUCUGCAAGCGGAUCGACGAACGCGUCUCGCUGUGUCCCAUGCUCCAACACCAUCCCUUCCGGCGCACAGUACGUGCUCUCGCCCUACCCUCAGGAGGCGAGCAGCUGCGGGUGGAGCUGUCAGGUUGGCUUCUACCCGUCAGGCUCGACGUGCUCCAAGUGUGCGGGCAAGCCUUCUGCUGCCGUCUACGUGGGCGCCGGGCUGAUGGGCAAGGCAGACAGCUGUGCUUGGAGCUGCUUGCCGGGCUACCGCGAGGUCGACGGAUGGCGAUGCGAGGCCUGCGCGUCUUCGCUGCCUCCCAAUGCUCACUGGGAGGGGUCAGGCUGCUCGUGGGCGUGCGACUUUGGUUAUCGUCAGAGCGGGAGCAGCUCUUGCGACGACAUCACCGUAGGAUACAACGGACAGCGCUAUGCGAGCUUGGGAGGGAGAGCCCCAUACGACAGCUCGACCUGCAGCUGGGAGGGAGCGAGAGCCCUGCCGGAGGGGUGGGUGAUAGCGCCCAACACAGGCGACAGCAUCUCUGUGGUGUCUCAGUACCCGUGGGGGGCCAGCAAUGUCGUGCUGGAGGACGGGACGGCAUGGAACACAGGAUACGGAGGCAUGUGCUGUACGUCGCGACUGUACAACUACGACGGGAUGUUCACGUCACGAGACAGCUGUGGGACGGUGCUGGUGGUAGCAGAGGACUGUCUCGCGGGCUACUACAGGGAUCCCUCCAACAUGACCCGCUGCAUUCCGUGCAGCAGCUACAAGCCUGAUCACGCCACCUACAACAGCAGCGGCUCGCCUGCAAACAAGAACAACUGCGACUGGCAAUGCGACGCCGGCUACUACAGGGAUGCUUACGGGAGCUCUUGUGUUGCCUGCUCGGUAGCCCCUCCCAAUGCUGUGUACACCACGAGCGAGCCCGGAGAGAGCUGCAGCUGGACGUGCCAUGCAGGCUACUACCUCCAAGACGGGGCAUGCAAAGCCUGCGAGACGAGUCUGCCAGAGUUCGCCUACUUCACAGCAGGCGAAGUCAGCGGGAGGCAGUGCGAGUGGUCAUGUCGGUUCGGGUAUGUGAGGAGCAACGGAAGGUGCGUCGGGACCAAGUACGCCGGAAGAUACUACACGACUCUGAGCGGCAGAGCUCCCAACGACCCCUACACCUGCCGUGACGAUCCGUACUUGCCGGUACCGGCAGGAUGGGAGCUCGCCCCCAACGACCAAGACAGUCAGUACGUCACUUGGUACUUCACCUGGGGAUCGAACUACUUGGUGUUUUCAGAUGGCUCUCUGUGGUACACAGCUCGCAGCACUAGCUCUACCAGUCCGCAGCAAUGCUGCUGGGGAUAUCUGAGCUCCUACAACGGCAUGUACAAGGCAAAUGGUUGUGACAAGGGAGUUCUGCUGAGGUCUACUGAAUGUGCCCCGGGAUAUCUCAAGAGCGGCUCAAGCUGUGUGCCCUGCAGUAACGCGCUGCCUGCCAACUCGUCAUAUGGCAGUCUUAUAGCAGCAGACAACCAGCUCAUCUCCACCUGUGCAUAUGUGUGUAACGCCGGCUACAAGCAGCAAGCCGAUCAUUGUGUAGCUUGUGACCGAGCGACGCUGCCAGCCCAUGCUGAGUAUGUCCAGUUGACGAUGAGACACGAAAUCGAGUACGAGUGCCAAUGGCGAUGCAGCGCGGGCUACCUCCUCAAGGACGGUCAGUGCGUCGCGUGCGAGGACAGGAAGCCGCGGGCGGCUCACUGGCUGCGGGAGGGCAGCAGCGGGACGGCAUGCGGCUGGGCGUGCGACUUCGGCUACUUCGCGUCGGCAGACGGAGACUGUCUGCCGCUGCGCUCGUACGGCAACCGAUACUACGCCGCCCUCGACGGCUCCUCUCCGUAUGAUCCCAACAACUGCAACGGUGGGCUGAGGGCGAUCCCUGCGGGCUGGGCGAUAGCUGCCAACACCGGGGACAGCCGCAUGACAGCGUGGAUGUACACCUGGGGCCCCUGCAGGCUGAUGAUGUCAGACGGCUCUUCCUGGUACAGCUCCUGGUGUACGUCGUCGUCAUCGCCUCAGUCAGAGUGCUGCUACUCGCUGGUGUCGUACGACGGCAUGUACAGGUCGACAGACUCGUGCGGGUCGAUCCUGCUCGUGUCGCAGUACUGCGCGGCAGGCUACUACCUCCGUAACGACUCGAGCUGCGGCAACUGCUCCAACCCCAUCCCCCCUCACGCCCUCUACGUCGCCCAGCAGGACCCCAGCCGCUACGCCGACAGCGUCUGCCCGUGGGCCUGCGAGCCCGGCUACACGCGACGAGGCGAGGCGUGUCAGGCGUGCGAGACGGCGCCGGAGCACGCGGAGUACGUAGCGUACGGGCCGGGUGGGGUCAACGGGUCGUGGACGGAGUGCGGGUGGCGAUGCAGCGCGGGCUACCUCCUCAAGGACGGUCAGUGCGUCGCGUGCGAGGACAGGAAGCCGCGGGCGGCUCACUGGCUGCGGGAGGGCAGCAACGGGACGGCAUGCGGCUGGGCGUGCGACUUCGGCUACUUCGCGUCGGCAGACGGAGACUGUCUGCCGCUGCGCUCGUACGGCAACCGAUACUACGCCGCCCUCGACGGCUCCUCUCUAUGGAGGGGAGAUAACAGUUACAAUUACUACUGGUACUAUUACAACGUCAAUGUCGGGCUGAAGGCGAUUCCGGCGGGCUGGGCGAUAGCUGCCAACACCGGGGACAGCCGCAUGACAGCGUGGAUGUACACCUGGGGCCCCUGCAGGCUGAUGAUGUCAGACGGCUCUAAUUGGUACACGUCUGGGUGUAGCUCGUCAUCAUGGUCGUCGCCUCAGUCAGAGUGCUGCUACUCGCUGGUGUCGUACGACGGCAUGUACAGGUCGACAGACAGGUACGGGUCGAUCCUGCUCGUGUCGCAGUACUGCGCGGCGGGCUACUACCUCCGUAACGACUCGAGCUGCGGCAACUGCUCCAACCCCAUCCCCCCUCACGCCCUCUACGUCGCCCAGCAGGACCCCAGCCGCUACGCCGACAGCGUCUGCCCGUGGGCCUGCGAGCCCGGCUACACGCGACGAGGCGAGGCGUGUCAGGCGUGCGAGACGGCGCCGGAGCACGCGGAGUACGUAGCGUACGGGCCGGGUGGGGUCAACGGGUCGUGGACGGAGUGCGGGUGGCGAUGCAGCGCGGGCUACCUCCUCAAGGACGGUCAGUGCGUCGCGUGCGAGGACAGGAAGCCGCGGGCGGCUCACUGGCUGCGGGAGGGCAGCAACGGGACGGCAUGCGGCUGGGCGUGCGACUUCGGCUACUUCGCGUCGGCAGACGGAGAUUGUGUUCUGCUGCGCUCUCACGGCAACCGAUACUACGCCGCCCUCGACGGCUCCUCCCCGUACGGGCCCUACUAUGGGUGUAACUAUGCCAGGCUGAAGGCAAUCCCGGCGGGCUGGGCGAUAGCUGCCAACACCGGGGACAGCCGCAUGACAGCGUGGAUGUACACCUGGGGCCCCUGCAGGCUGAUGAUGUCAGACGGCUCUAAUUGGUACACGUCUGGGUGUAGCUCGUCAUCAUGGUCGUCGCCUCAGUCAGAGUGCUGCUACUCGCUGGUGUCGUACGACGGCAUGUACAGGUCGACAGACUCGUGCGGGUCGAUCCUGCUCGUGUCGCAGUACUGCGCGGCGGGCUACUACCUCCGUAACGACUCGAGCUGCGGCAACUGCUCCAACCCCAUCCCCCCUCACGCCCUCUACGUCGCCCAGCAGGACCCCAGCCGCUACGCCGACAGCGUCUGCCCGUGGGCUGCGAGCCCGGGCUACACGCGACGAGGCGAGGCGUGUCAGGCGUGCGAGACGGCGCCGGAGCACGCGGAGUACGUAGCGUACGGGCCGGGGGGGGUCAACGGGUCGUGGACAGAGUGCGGGUGGCGAUGCAGCGCGGGCUACCUCCUCAAGGACAGUCAGUGCGUCGCGUGCGAGGACAGGAAGCCGCGGGCGGCUCACUGGCUGCGGGAGGGCAGCAACGGGACGGCAUGCGGCUGGGCGUGCGACUUCGGUCACUAUCGAUCUCAGGGGGGAGGGAGCAACGUCAACGCCAGCAAGUGCGAGAUGUUCCAGUACGGCAACCGAUUCUACACCACCCUACAAGGCCACCGGCCCGACGACCCCUACCAGUGCAACACACCCUUGACCUUUAGCAGCAUCCCGGCGGGCUGGGCGAUAGCUGCUAACACCGGGGACAGUCAGAUGGCGAUCGCGACUCAGCGGUGGGGAGUAUGUUACCUCCAGCUAUCCGACAGCUCUAUCUGGUACACCAGCAGCUGUCAAUGCUGUAACUACCCAUAUAGAUGGGGAUCCAACUCACUGAUCGGAUAUGACGGUAUGUAUCGAUCUUGGAACACGUGCAGCGACAUUCUUCUCAUGUCGCUCUUCUGUGCUCCCGGGUUCUACCUCUCCGGCUCUUACUGCUACCCCUGCUCCAACCCCAUCCCUGCCAACGCCAGCUAUGCUCUUCCUUCCAGCCCCAGCCAAUAUGCGGACAGCAAGUGUCCCUGGGAGUGCAAUGCCGGCUUCUACCGGAGCUCCGAGUGGAUGGUCUUGACGCACGUGGUGAGGUACCUCGGCAAGGUCUACGCAGCCUUCGACGACGUCGCUCCCACGUCGCUCAACCUCAGCUGCCAGCAUGACGGCUCCAGGUACCAGCAGCCUCCUGCGGGCUGGACGCUGGCGCCAUGGAGCGAGGAAGCUGUGAGAGUCGUCGGGUCGUACCCAUGGGGAGCUCGAGCCAUCGUGCUCGCCAACGGAGUCGCUUACCAGACGGCGCAGCCUUACCAGGACUACAUGAGCUACCAAACGCCCGGCACCCGCAUCUUCAGCAACAUGCUCUACAGCAGCGGCAACUCCUACGCCCUCUCGUCCUGCGACAACGGAUACUACGCCCUGCGGAUGCUGCUUGUGCGCCUAGAGUGUGAUGACGGCUACGUGGGCCGAGGCGAUCAAGACUGCACGCCAUGCUCGGGCAGCCUACCGGCCAACGCGGUAGCCUCCUCGGGACCAGGCGGGUGCGGAUGGACCUGUCGGGCAGGAUACUACAAGGCGUAUGAGGGAUGCGCGUCGUGCGACCCGAGGUAUCCCAAGCCAAGCAACGCUCUCUAUGUGGAAGCCGACGGGUCGAGCGGUCAGGUCUGCCAGUGGCGAUGCGGCACGGGUCACUAUCGCAGUCAAGGCGCUUGUGUGCCCUGCAUGAACGCUCCCAACUUCGCCUACUUCCUCGACGCCGCUGACGAGGAGUGCGCUUGGCGCUGUCAGCCGGGAUACUUCCAGUCAGGCACGCGUUGCCUCGCCUGCAAGCCCCCGCCGUCACCGGAGAGCGACGUCGUCGUGAGGCCAGCCUCCAUGCGGUGCAACAUCACGAGGUCGUGCAGGCAGGACUAUCCCGAUGCGAUGCUCUACCAGUGCGGCUGGAUCUUCGCCGUCACCUCUCGCAGCGGGGACGAGUACGCCGUGCUCAUGGACAACAUGACGGAGCCUUGGGACCCCCUGCAAGGGCCCUUAUCGAGCUCCAACCAGAGGCUUCAGUGCGGCAUGGUCCAGCUGCCGGCCGGCUGGCAAGUAGCUCCCAACGACACGGACACUGUUGAGGUCAUCGCACGCUACCCGUGGGGUCUCCAGCAGCUCGUGGUGUCCGACGGCACAGUCUACGCCACGUCAAACUACAACUACGUGACUGCUGGUCGCGUCAUGGCCCUCAACGGCUUGACCAAGUCUAUCCGAGCUGACGCUGAGCUGUACGCGCUGUCAUCAGGCCAGUACUGUCAGAACACUCGCAUCCUCAUCAAAAAGAUUCGCUGUGCUCCCGGCCAGUACGUCUCCGGGUCCUCCUGCAGGGCUUGCUCGACCCCUGUCUGCAACAGCGGGGAGCACGCGCUAGCCUGUCAGGAGCUGCAGGACAGCAUCUGCAGCUCAGCUCUCAAGCCCUGCACAGGCAAGUGCCGGUGCCAGCUGUUUGACGAGGCGAGAGGGUCCAUGUCCGACGGAUCGGCACUGUCAAGCCUGUACGAGGACGGGAGCAACUGCCGGUGGAUCAUCCAGCCUCCAGGCGCCUCCUCCAUCUCCCUCAACUUCACCUCCUUCGCCCUCGAGCCGGGAUACGACUUCCUCACGAUCAACGAGUGCAUCGGCCUCCUGGGAGCGUCGCUGGAGUGCUACGGGAGGACGGAGGUCGCCAAGCUCACGGGCCUGCACAAGGCCAUGUUGCCCUUGGGGGGU